UUUUUUAUUUAUUAGUAGUUGAUAAGAAAUAAUAAAUUGUUUAAAGUAAGUUACAAUCACAGAAUUUUUUCACAUUACCAUAGAUAAGACUAAACCAUGGCCAAAUCGGCUCAAGAAUUUAUUCAAAGCUCUUUUUCACCUAUUAUUGCGGUAUUAUGCAGUCCAAAAGUGAACAAUCUAGUUUCCAAAAAUAAUUUAACGUUUCCCGAACUGCUACAACCUUUUGCAUCAAUGGAAUGGGAUGGUCAAUUUCGUGAACCUGGAGGAAGCAUUUGCACUGUUAAAAAUUGGAAGCUAAUUAUCAGAGAUGUCAAUUGGAAACCUCUUCAACCCACAGAAGCAAGAAGACAACUAAAUAAUGCAGUUUUACAUAAUUUUGAUGAUAAAACUAGCACAUUUGAAUUUGAUGGACGAAAAUUCGAUGUUCCAAAACUAACACCUUGGUUUGAUGCUUGGAGAGAAACUUAUCUUGAGGUGCAGUUCCCUUCAGAUCAUGAGUUUACUAAACAUUUCUUGUCCUGCAUAAUUGUUGCUACAACAUUAGAUGACAAUAUUGUGGACACAUAUAAUCAAUUAAACCAACAAUAUGCACAAUUGCAAAAUGUAGCUCCACCAAAAUUACCCAAAUGGUUUAAUAAUGGUGUCUUAAAAAGUUAUCUACUCCUCCACGAUGUGUCAACAGUAACAAAAGAAAAAGCCGAUGCAACAUUUGAAACAGUUAAACAAGCAUUUGGUGCAAGCAAUUGUUUUAUGUUGACCAUAAACUCGAAAAGUUUAUCGGAUCCAAAACUGCUCACAGAUUAUUGGGCUCAAUAUAUUACGAGAUCAACAGAAUCCUAUAAUGAAAUGUCAUCACCUAUGAAUGCAACGACAUUUGAACCACAAGUCGUCCCACCUCCAACAACCAUUGUAACACCUGAAGAUAAACCUAACAUAAUGAUAACAUCAACACAAGAAGGUGUGCAUCCAUUAACAGCUACUGAAAACGAUGUUUAUGAUAAUGCAAAUAGCUUGCAGACAUAUUCAUUUUCUGGCAGUUCGGAAAGUGUCAAUGUAGCAGGAAAGGGUGUGGAUUAUUCUAAUGAAGUGCAUGGAGCCGCAUUAAAUACAAAUGAUAUUGAAGCUAUUAAGAAAUUCCUGCAGGAAUAUGCAUCUAAAGCAUUACUACCUUACUUAGAGAAACAAAUUUCUCAAUUAUCUGAAGUGGUAGCUAAUAGAAAAGGUGUUAGUAGAUCAUUAUUGUCAGCAACAAAACGAUGGUUUGCUACUGGGAAACCUGGAAACACUACUGCAAAUAAUACAGUUAUAUACUCGAGUGACUGUCCGGAGCUACAAUUGCGUCGGCUGGGCGACCUGUGGUUCGUGUGCGGGCAAUGGGGGCGCGCGUUCGACGCGUACCACACCGCCAAGAGGGAGUUCUACGCGGACAGCGCGUGGCUGUGCUACGCGGGCGCGCUGGAGAUGGCCGCCGUCAGCGCCUUCAUGGCCGGCGACGCCAACCGCAAGACGCACGGCUACAUGGAGGAGAGUAUUGUCACCUAUCUCAAUACAUGCAGAAUGGUGCAGUAUGCAGUCAGAGCGACAUUACUCUCCGCCUUGUGUUUGAUAAACUCUGGACUCCACGGCGAGGCAGCCAAGCAACUGAUCCGGAUGACUUCAGAAGACAGCGACCUCCGCAGCGCAAUGCUUCUGGAACAGGCAUCCCUUUGCUUCCUGUCUGGGCCCGGUACAAAGGCCAUGUGCAGGAAGUACGCGUUCCACAUGGUGCUCGCUGGACAUAGAUUUUCUAAAGCUGGCCAGAAGAAACAUGCCUACAGAUGUUACUAUCAAGCUUAUCAGGUGUACACGGGAAGUGGGGGCGGCGGGGGCAGCGGGUGGCGGCUGGCGACGGACCACGUGCAGUUCGCGCUGGGCCGGCUGGCGGGCGCGCUGAAGCAGGCGGUGGCGCCGCGCUGGCUGGCCGCGCCGCUCGCGCCCGCCUCCCCGCAGCCGCCGCCGCAGCAGGCCGCCUUCCUGCGCGAGUACAUGCUCGCACACCAGCAAUGGAUCGAAAGUUCGGAGGAGUUCGGAGUGAAGUUGCCGGUGGUGCCGGUGCCGCUGGUGGUGCGCGGCGAGACGCGCGUGUGUUGCGCGGGCCCGGCCCCGCUGGCGGCGGCGGGGCGCGUGUCGGCCGCCGCGCCCCCCGCGCCGCCCGCCGCCGCCGCCGCCGCCCUCUGGCACCGCCUCGAGGAGAUGCUCAUACACGCGGCGCAGGGCGCGCCGCCCAUGAUAUUCAAACCCACAGUUGAUCUGUACACCGAGGACACCGAUGCUAAUCCUAUUGUACCGCAAGGAGAACCGAUACAAAUCACUAUAACUUUAACAAACCCGUUGAAAAUACCUUUACUUCUAAAAGACCUGGAAUUGCUCUGGCAAUUUACACCAAAUGUCGAUGAUACUAAUGCUCCUAAAGAUAUUCUGGAUAACGAGCCUUUCGUAGCGUCGGGCCGCACUUUGGACAGUGAUGUAAUCUCUAGACAAAAAAUUCCAAUGUCUCUUCUCGAGGGGGAAUGUAAUAAACGGUUGACUUUCUCGUUAACUCCAUUGCAAGUUGGUCGUUUACAUAUAAAAGGAUUAGCAUACAAGUUAACCAACACUGGAGAGGAUGGUAAAGAAAAUAAUAACAGCAUAGUUAUCACAGGCAAAUUGGAAUUAUCGUCUGCUGGUAAUGAAUCCAACAAACGUUUACAAAUUAUCGUCAUACCACAGGCUCCCUGUUUGCAGAUGACAUUUUGUGAGAUAAGUCCGGAGGUGAUAAGCGGGGAGUUGAUAGCAAUAGACGUUGAAUUUCGUAACGUGGGCCCCGUGGAGAUGAGGAACUUGUACGUGGCCGUGUCGCACCCCGACUGCCUCAGCCUCGUCACCGACGACUGCGGCCGCGACUUCGACAUACUCUAUGAAGAGAAAUACCAACUACCACCGGUGUAUCAAGACGAGCGCAGCGCGCGCGCGGGGCGGCGGGCGGACAGUGUGCGGCGGCACUCGCGGUGCGUGUGCGCGGCGCUGGGCGCGGCGGGCGGAGCGGGCGGCGCGGGGGGCGGGGCGGCGAGCGUGCGCGCGCGCCUGCUGCUGCGGCCGCGUCGGCGCGCGCCCGCACUGCGCCUGCUCGCGUACUACGACACCGGCCUGCCGCAGCGCCCGCACAGGCUGCUCAGGCACGAGAUUCGCCUGCACACCACGGUAUAA
Messenger RNA from Papilio polytes (common Mormon), 3225 nucleotides. RefSeq names its product trafficking protein particle complex subunit 8 (gene l(3)76BDm). The transcript is spliced from 16 exons. Gene Ontology annotation, cellular component: TRAPPIII protein complex; phagophore assembly site; cytoplasmic vesicle. NCBI's taxonomy places the organism in Eukaryota, Metazoa, Arthropoda, Insecta, Lepidoptera, Papilionidae. The coding region runs from base 97 to 3225 and encodes 1042 amino acids. The record is from RefSeq and is a predicted model, not a curated record. Gene Ontology annotation, biological process: protein localization to phagophore assembly site; endoplasmic reticulum to Golgi vesicle-mediated transport.